AUGCCCGGGCCGGGUCCCCGGCCGCCACCGCGCCCCUGCCCGAUGCUGCUGCUGCCCCUGGCGGCCCUCGUGCUCGGGUGGCCGCCGCCCGGGGGCGCCCUGUCCCUGGCGCAGAAGAGCGCCCCGAGCUCCGGGGGCCCCGGGGACGUGGGGACCGACGCCGCCGCCGCCGGGUCCCAGGAGCUGCGGAAAGGCUACGAGGAGCUGCUGGCCAGGCUGCGGGCGAACCUCAGCCGGGAGGACUCGAACUCAGAGCCCGCGCCCGUCCCCGCCGCCAGGAUGCUCAGCCCAGAGCUGCGGCUCGGCUCCGACGGCCACCUGCAGCUGCGCAUCGCGCGGGCCGCCCUGGAAGAUGACCCUCCCGUGCCCUAG
Messenger RNA from Microcebus murinus (gray mouse lemur), 372 nucleotides. The record is from RefSeq and is a predicted model, not a curated record. Lineage: Eukaryota; Metazoa; Chordata; Mammalia; Primates; Cheirogaleidae.